AUGCCCAUAGUCUUAAAUGAUUCCAGUUGGUCGCCGGACAUCAAUGCGAAUAGGAUUUUCAGUUAUUUUGCAGUUGCAGCCUUUGCUGGGGGGAUGUAUGAUUGGAGUAAGCAAGAUAAGUAUCCAGGAACCGCUGAUAUCCCUAUGGUAGUAUUUCCAGCAUUGACAUUCGGGAAAGAGGUCGAACUGAUCUGGAGGCAACGCUGGUCCCUCGUGACUUUCUCUAUAUCAGUUCGUGUUGAUUCAAAAGCAUCCCAGGCGCGCUAUCUUGGAAUGUCAUAUAUCAAUAUUCCAACAAUCCCACUCACAGAUGUAGGAUGCCUUAUCGUGUACUUCACACAAAAUUGGACAAAUAACACCAUCACUGUAAUACUGGACGUCAUCAUGAUCACUCGGUUACAUGCCAUGUACCAGCGAUCCAGAAAGGUCUUGAUACUUCUCGGUGUCGUCUUCCUGGUUGUCAAUAUCGCGAACAUAGCGAUGAGCGCAAUAAUAACGAACCAUACUAUUUCAGGGGAGGAGCUCAUUCUCUCCGGCACCUAUCAGUGCACUAUGAACUCUGAGGCAGAUCUCGCGCCUCUGGCGUCCAUGAUUUGGAUACUGUGGACUGUAUGGGAGGUCCUCGCACUGUGUCUCGCUGUCUGGAUUGCUGUAAAACACUUCCGAGAACUGCGACGGCAAUCGGCAGGAGGGAUUCUCGGAGACUGUUUCACGGUGUUGAUGAAAUCUCAUGUGGGCUACUUUGCGAGCUUUCUUGCUGCUUCUUGCUUCGAGCUCGGUUAUGACUCAUCGACGAUGCCAGCGGACCCAUAUUCCCUGAAAGUCCAGAUUUAUGUUGGGUUUAUUCUAAUAUUCGAGGUUGUGCAGUUAUUUGUGCUGGGACCACGUCUCAUCCUUGCCGUUCGAGAAUAUCACGCUAAGCUCGUGGACGACUCAGACGCAGUAACUGCCAUGACUUCAAUUGCCUUCCAGGAGCGUGUCCAUGUGUCAACUAGCAGUAGUGUGUAGCACGGGAAAUGCUCGAUGUCACUGUAAGGAUCGCAUAUCCUCUACGCACCGAUCACGCUUCAAAACGAAGACGGCGUGCCUCCGUUACUCUUCGCAUCCGAGUCACGCGGAUACAGUCUUUUGCAUUUUCAUUUUCAUUUCCUUUUACGAUCUUACCUUGUGCUCAAACUCCACGAUCCCCUUGCCUUGACCGCUUCAUUUUACCUUCACCAUAUUGCUCAUUAUGCUCAUUCUGGCCUCGUCAAGUGUUCGAAAACGUAUAUAUACCGCCCAUGUACAUUCAUACCUACAUAAAAAUCGAGCAGAAUCCCAUACGCUGAUUCCCCGCUCCAA
Messenger RNA from Suillus paluster, 1341 nucleotides. RefSeq lists its product as uncharacterized. The transcript has 13 exons. The record is from RefSeq and is a predicted model, not a curated record. Lineage: Eukaryota; Fungi; Basidiomycota; Agaricomycetes; Boletales; Suillaceae. The coding region runs from base 1 to 1008 and encodes 335 amino acids.